CCCUCCCCCCGCGGAGGGUGACGGGCGCUUCCUCGCCCGGAGCUGCCGUCGCCUCAAGCCGAUACCGCUGCUGGUCCGCCGCGGCUUUGCCGCCGCCCGCCCCGGCACCGGGGCGUUCCCGCCCGUCCCCUCCUGCCGGCCUCUGCGGCCGGCCCCGGCGCGUCGCCGUGGUUCCUCUCUCUCUCAGCGGACGCCCGGGCCCGGCCAUGGCGGACUUUGACGAGAUCUACGAGGAGGAGGAGGACGAGGAGCGGGCGCUGGAGGAGCAGCUCCUCAAGUACUCCCCCGACCCGGUGGUGGUGCGCGGCUCCGGCCAUGUCACCGUGUUUGGACUAAGCAACAAAUUUGAAGCAGAAUUUCCUUCAUCUUUAACUGGAAAGGUUGCACCCGAAGAAUUUAAAGCCAGCAUCAGUAGAGUUAACAGUUGUCUUAAGAAGAACCUUCCAGUUAAUGUACGAUGGCUACUUUGUGGAUGCCUUUGCUGCUGCUGCACUUUAGGUUGUAGUAUGUGGCCAGUUAUCUGCCUCAGUAAAAGAACACGAAGAUCGAUUGAGAAGUUAUUAGAAUGGGAAAACAAUAGGUUAUACCACAAGCUGUGCUUGCAUUGGAGACUAAGCAAAAGGAAAUGUGAAACGAAUAACAUGAUGGAAUAUGUCAUCCUUAUAGAAUUUUUACCAAAGACACCGAUUUUUCGACCAGAUUAGCAUUCAAUUUAUUUAUAGAGACUUAUUCAAGUAUGUUGUCUUUCCAAUGGUGCCUUGCUUGGUGCUUUCCUGGUGGUGACAUAGCAUUGGUUCUACAGAAUCUUGUGGUGUAUUCAUUCUUUUGUUGGGGUUUUUUUUGUUUGUUUGUUGUUGUGUUGGUUUUUUUUUUAAAUAAGAGCAUGUUCUAAGUGCAUUUGGUCAAACUCUGCAAAGUCAUUUCAUGCAAAUGUUAACUACUACUUAAGUUAUUGUUACUUUUACUACUUCUGUUUAUUAAUGUAUCUUGAUUUUCAAAGAGUCUUUUAUAUGUGUGCGCGCGUGUGUGUACAUAUAUAUAUUACUAUAAAUACACAGCUGAAAAUGGUAUACAAGUGAGCAGAUAUUUUUUUAUCCUAAAAUGACACAACCGAUUGACUGUACAUUGUGUAAGUCCUUUUAAUCAUUCAUUUACAUGCUGAAGUACCUUCUAAGAUCUUCCUAAACUUUUGUCAGUGACCAGUCAAUUGUAAAUAUUUUUAUUUCUUUUUGAGAUAUUGGCUAGUCUCUUCCAAAAAAAAAAAAGAGAUAAAGUUCUUUUUGAAACUGUGCUUUUUGGAACCCAGAUGUCAUUGCAUUCGUAGAAAUCUCUGUGCUUUUCAUGAAGAAGUCCUGUCAGCUGGUUCUGAAAAAGUUCUAAUUUAAAGGUUAAUAAAAUAAGCAGCAAAAUAGAAUUAUUUUACUUGGACUAGAAUUGAUGAGACAAUUGCAUGCAUCUGGUUAGUAGAACUCAAGAUCACAAAAAUAUGAGUAUUGCAGUUUAUAAUGUAGCUGGUUUAAUUCAGGCUAAUGGCAUGUAUCAGCUUUAUUCCUACUGUUUACCAGAUCCUGUACACAGGUGUGCGUAAUGAUUUGGUUUACUAAAGUUUGUUGUCCAAGAGGACCUUUCAGGGUUUUGGGGGGUUUUUUUGUUCAUUUGCUUUGUUUUAAAGCCACAUAAGCAGAAAAAAGUUAUUGAAGAAAUCUUGAACAGUACAGUUCCAGAUGCAAAUGCAGAUACCGUGUAUUAAAAAUAGUCAAGGCAGGGUACACUGGGCAACAGUGUAAGUUUAAAUGUGUUAGAUAAUUAUUUAUUGUACCCUUGCUUCUGCUCAUUUUGGUUUACAAAGCUUAUUUUCUGCACAAGUAUAAGACUUUUUUAAACUGGAUAUAUGAUAUAUGCUUGGGUCAGGCCAGUUGUAUUUUGUUUCUUCUACUUAUAUCUUAGUUGUACAUAUCUUCACACAUAGUUUUGGGGUUUUUUUAAAUUGAAACUCAAUCAUACUUUUAAGUUUGCUUUAGGUAUCUAAAAUUACUGUACGUGAACAUUAAUGUAAAUUAAGAAUAUGUUCCUUGUACAGUUAUGAUAGCAAGCAAUAAUGUGAAUAUAUGAAAAAACAGGUAUACUCUGCUUAAUAUUUGUAUGAAUGAAAAGUUGAUACCACUACAAGAAUAAUCUUCUCUUUUUAAUCUUUUAAAUACAAGUUUUAUUUCAAGGUAAUAUAUUACAGGUACCUUGAUGCUGUGAACUAUUUUUCUAUGUCUUCAAAAUAUUUAUUCUCUGUAAAAUAUUCUCUAGUGAGUAUUAUAUUCCUAAACUGUUGAUAGUGGGAGUGGUCUGGAAAGUUUUAAGUUUUCUUAAAUCUAAGCCUUCUGUAUCUGUUCCCAAAACUCAUCCUUUGCUCAGCUUUUGUCUGUGGAUUCCUGCUGUUUACUUUGAGACUAGCUCAGCUAUGUUUUUUCAUACAAGCCUAAAGGGUGUUUCUUUGACUUAACGGAAUAUGAUUUUUAAUUAACAAACACCAGUUUUGCACUGCCUCAGUCUUCUGGGUCCCACAAUGGUUUCUCUCCAAAGUAACUGGUUAUAAUUUUUAUAAAAUCAAUUUCAGCCUCUUCUUUAGUACAAAUCUGGGCCUGCAGCACUCCUCCUCUCACCCAGAAGUAUUAGUUGUAAUCUCGGACCAGUUUCAGCCUGCGAGGGAGGCCAGAAGCCCAACAUUGAUGGCAGCUGAGUUUUUGGAGGUUGGAGGUGCAGGGGAAAGGUUGGAAUUGAACAGAAAUGAUAACUGGUGAUAAAUACUGAUGACCAGAAAUAUAUGUUGAUUUCUUCAAGUGCAGUUUUCAAUAAAAUGAAUAUUGAAUCAUACAAGGCCUAAAUUUUAUUAUCAAAGCUCUCAUUUGACUGUAUAGCUGGGUUUGUGUCAUGGAUGUAGUUCUCCACUGGUAGUUCAUUAGUAUGGAGGGAUAGGUUGGGUAUGACUUGUUAUAUGUUCAGAGCAGCACCACAUUCAGCGUGAGCUAUUCGCCUUAGUUUACUACCAAACUUUCCAUGCUAUGUUCUGUGACACAACUACCUUGCCAGCAGCACCCAAACCUACCUACAGUAAAGCUAAUUUGAGCAUGAUGUGUGCUGAAAUCAGAGCAGUGAAUAGAGUGUGGCUUACAGGUUUACAAAGAAUAUCUUGUUAGUAAAGCUUCCACAUAAGUCGUAGUGCUGUUAAGAUCCUGUCUACUUCUGGGUGUAUCUGCAGUCAUCUACUUGGUUAGCAGGCAUUUCUGUAUUUUAACGAUUACUUUCUAAGAAUUCUAGGGGUUCAAAGUAGAGCUCGGAGCAAACAAAAAGUUAAAUCCCUUAGUAAGGAGACCAGGCUAAUUGCUUCUUAAAGCAUUUCUGAUAUUUUAUUAAAACAAUGUCUCUGACUUAAAAUACAACCAGGAAACUUGAGAAACUGAGUAUACAUAGAGAUGAUUUAGUCUCAAAAGUCUUCCUCUCGUGAUGAGGCCGUAUACUCACCUAGUAAGAAUGUUAUAAAACAUUUCCAGACAGUCCCUUUCCAUUCAUUACUUACAAUGAUAGAAAUUGAACAUGGCAGGAACUUUAAUCAACUAUUUAAUGCCUGCAGCAGUCAUCAGGAUUUUCCUUUGAUGUUGUUUCUAAAAUACUAAAUCUAUUUAUUUUGUGUGCUAGUGAGAAGACGUAGAUUACUUUUUUUUUUUUUGGUCCGGUUGGCAAAGGAUGAAGUUGCAACAGUUUGGGCAGGCGAGAAGCUAUAGUAGGACUUCCAGGAUGUAGCCUACUCUAUGCUAAAAUAAAUAUUACCUUGUACUAACUUGUUCAGCUUCUUACAACUCAGCAAUUCCUACAAAUAAUAUUACCUAUUUCAAAUUUUCUUGAAUUGUAAGAGUUAGAUACCCACAAGAUAUUCAUCAUUUAACAAAUGAUGUUAAUUAUGUCUGUUUCACCAUUAGCCUGAAAAACUAAUGGUGAAGGCAUCAGUAACUCCCUGUGAAAGUUUAUUAUUAUUUUUAUGUAUAGUAACCAUUAACUGGCCAAUAAAGAUUUCUUUCUUGCUGCAAUAUUAUGGAAAUAAAUUAUUUUUAAUCUUUUAGUGAUAGCUAGAAAUAAGUCCUGAGGGAGAAGGGCUUUCUCUCUGACCCUACAUGAAGAAUUCUGUAGAGCUCAUCUGCUGUUAAAUAGCUAUGAUUCAAAGUUUAUAUUGGGAUCGCCAAACUUCACCAGAAAUUAAAAUAUUUAUGGAGAUAGGUUACACAAAGUCAGUAAAUUUUUUUUGGAAUAGCUCAGUAAGAGUCAUUUUAAUAAGCUAUAUCUGCAGAUCCAAAAUUUCCCAUGAUACUCAAAACCAAGUAGCGUAGAGUAUAAAAACUUCUUAGAGUAACUAGAUGUAAAUUAUAUUCUCUAAACCGAUUUGUUAAAUGAUACUUUUUUUGGUAAAGAUUAAGACCAUGGAGUUUAAAUGUAAUACUCUGUCUCUGAGAUACAUGUUUACUUAAAAGUCAGUUUUCUUUUUUCUUUUUUUUUCUUUUUCUGAAAGCUAUUAUUUAGCCCUGAAGAUUGUAGGGAAGAGCUUUAAAAUGCAAUCUGUAACUGCUCAGAAGCCAGAAAGCAAAGAAAAAAAACUUGUCUUUAUUCCCUUCCCUCCAGCCCCCACCCCAAAGUCUUAAUUUUAAAUUGGUCCCCUUGUUUUGGGAGCCCUAGCUUAUGGUUUUUGAGCAGCUGGCAAUAAUGCAAAUUGUCCACCAAAAAAACCCAUUUGAAUUCUGAACAAUUUAAAGAGAUCACUUUAAUUGAAGAGGCAAAAGACUUGUUAAGCAAAGAAAAUCCCUGGUUCUUUUAAGUUCUCCCAGCACUGCUGUUGAGUAAUUAAAAAAAGAAUCAUGAUGACCCUACAUUAGGUCAAAAUCCAGAUGAUUUUAUGUAAAGGAAAUGCUCAAUUAGAGAGGUCUCGAGCCCCAAAUGUCUUGGAUUCAUAGUAGCGACUUAUUAAGGGUAAGUGGCUGGCUAGUUUUGUAUCCGUGACUAAAAUCAUUUAUGUUGCUCUUCAGCAACCUUGCUUAGGAAAAGAAA
Grus americana (Whooping crane) is the source of this 5085-nucleotide messenger RNA. RefSeq names its product cysteine rich hydrophobic domain 2 (gene CHIC2). The coding region runs from base 207 to 704 and encodes 165 amino acids. The record is from RefSeq and is a predicted model, not a curated record. NCBI's taxonomy places the organism in Eukaryota, Metazoa, Chordata, Aves, Gruiformes, Gruidae. The transcript has 6 exons.